Molecule: messenger RNA, 867 nt
Organism: Racocetra persica
Lineage: Eukaryota; Fungi; Glomeromycota; Glomeromycetes; Diversisporales; Gigasporaceae
Source: the annotation of a GenBank genome assembly
CGAAUCCCGCAAUUUCUCCAACUGUCGCACAAUUUGAUCCAGCCAAGGCCGAAGAAAUAUCAAGAACGGUAUACAUUGGUAAUAUCAAUUCCUCGAUAUCGGAACCGGAAUUAACACAAUUCUUUUCGGCCUGUGGUCCAGUUGCCUAUGUGAAAAUGGCAGGUGAUCCAGCUCAACCUACAAGGUUUGCGUUCUUAGAGUUUGCUACUUUUGAAGGUGCGCAGGCUGCUAUGCAAAUGAAUGGCGUUAUGUUAGGAGAUCGACCUUUAAAAGUAAAUCAUUCGAAAAAUGCAAUUAAUAAAACACCUAAGAAGAAUGAUGCACCGGAUGUACAAGCCACCAUGCGUCGUGUUAGGGAAGCACAACUAAGAAUUGCUAACCGAUUAAAUACCGAUGGGCCUAUACCAGAUAAUUCUCCUUCAGCAUCAAUAAAUGAUGUUGAAAUGAUGGAUGUUAGUUCACCUGCUGCUGAAGCGGUUCUACCUCGUAGUCGUUCUAGAUCCAUCCGGCGUAGUAGAACUAGGUCUGGAACGCGAAGUCGUAGUAGGCCCAGGAAACGUAGGUCAAGGACUAGGUCAAGGUCGAAAGACAGAGAUUACCAUUAUAGAAGGAGACGUUCAAGGGAUCGUGGAGAUCAUGAUAGAGGUUUGAAUCUUGGCUUGGCUUGUUUUAAUCAGAGGUAUCAGCGCGACUAUGGUGAAUGGUCAGGCCACGAAAGUGACCGAUAUAGAGAUCGUGACAGAGAACGGGAACGAGAACGUGAGAAAGAGAGGGAUCGUGAGAGAGAAAGGGAACGUGAGCGUGAUAGAGAACGUGACAGGGAACGUGAUAGAGAACGUGAUAGAGAACGUGACAGAGAACGUGAUC